AUGGUUGCAGCAAAGAUCAGUAAUGAGCCCACUUUCUGCAUUAAGAAGAUGAUAUUGGAGCACACAUGUCCCACCCAAUCUGAGAAGACAAGGAUCAGCUCAAAGUGGCUUGGCAACAAAAUGCUUGAAACUAUCAGAUCAGACCCCAACACUACUGUACCUGCUAUAGUUGACAAGGUAAAGAGGCAGUUUGGUGUUGAGGUGCCCAAGAUGAUGGCAUGGAGAGCAAAGAGGAAAGCAAAGGAGAUUGUGCUUGGAGAUCACAAGAGGCAAUACAAGAGGCUGGGAGAUUAUUUGGAGAUUGUGAAAGCUACGAAUCCUGGAUCAAGAUGCAUUGUUGCUACUAUGAGUGGAAAAACAAGAGAAAAUCCAACUGCAGGACCAAGGCCAUUCAUAGGCCUAGAUGGUCGUUUCAUUAAGUUGACUAGUGGGGCACAAAUACUAGCUGCUACUGGAAGGGAUGCAAACAAAAAUAUGUACCCCAUAGCAUUUGGAGUGGUUGGAGUUGAAGACACACCAAACUGGUCUUGGUUUUUGACUCAACUGAAGUAUGCCCUAGGAGGGACUGAAGAGGGAAAAUUUGGGAAGUACACAUUCAUGUCUGAUAGACAAAAGGGUCUGCUGAAUGCAGUCACAUCAAUUUUUCCAAACUGCCCUCAUAGGUACUGCUUGAGGCACAUUUAUGCCAACUUCCAGAGAGCAGGAUUCAGAGGAGAAGACUUGAAGAAAUGCAUGGAUGCAGCUGCAUAUGCUUACAUUGAACAUGACUUUCAAUUGGCAAUGGAGAGCAUGAAGGCUGAGUGCAAGCCUGCUUGGGAGUGGAUGUCAAGGAUUCCUCCAAAAGCUUGGUCAAGACAUGCAAUGGAUACUAACUGCAAAACUGAUCUUGCGGUCAAUAACUUAAGUGAAGUUUUUAAUAAGUACAUAGUUGAUGUAAGGAACAAGCCUAUUGUCACUAUGAUCAAUGGGAUCAAGGACAAAUUUCUGGUAAGGUGUCAGCAAAAGAGAGAGGGUGGACUAGUUUCAAGAUGGGAAAUUGCACCAACUUAUGCUGAGAAGUUAGAGAUGAACAAGAGAUAUGCAAGGGACUGCAAAUCAUUGAUAGCUGGACCAGGUCUUUUCCAAGUGAGUAGUGGGGACAAGACCUACUCUGUUGACACUAACUUGCAAACAUGUGGCUGUAAGAAAUGGGACCUCUCUGGAAUUCCUUGCAACCAUGCUUGUUCUGCCAUCUACAGGUCCAAACAACUACCAGAGGACCAUGUAAAUGUGUUCUUCAAAAAGGCUAUGUACUUGGAGUCAUACAAGCCUAUCAUUUACCCAGUUCCUGGUCCUGAUUGUUGGGUGAAAACUGCAACUCCUGACAUUGACCCACCUCAGUUCAAAGAAGACAAGAAGGGACCAGCAGAAGAGAAAAGGAAGAAAGGCAGGUUUGAGCCUCCUCAAGCAAAGCAGACAUCAAGGAUGGCUACAAUAACUUGUAGUAACUGCAAGUUGCAGGGCCACAAAUACACAAGUUGUGCUAAGCCAUUGAGGCAAGAUCUGCAAAUUAGGAAGAACAAGCACAUGGAAAACAAGACAGCCCCUGCAUGGCAGCAAGGUGGAAGCUCAACAUCUGCUACAACAACUCCUAGGGGUGCAAGCUCUACAUCUGCUUCAAGGGGUUCAUCUGCUGCUGCUUCAAGGGGCAACUCUGCUAGAGCUGUUGCUCCAUCUGCUAGAGCUGCUGGUACAUAUGCUAGAGCUGCAAAUUCUUCUUCUUCUGGUGCUGGUACUGCUGCUGCAAGAAGAGGUGCAAAGACAUGUGCAAGAAGCUUCAAUCCUCCAAGAACUAUUGCAGAACCUUCAACUAGCCAGCCAAUAGGACAUAGGUCCAAAAGGACAAGAUACAUGAGCAAAAGGAUGGAGGGGUACUUCUAUGCCAGUGGGAACUACUGA
This is a messenger RNA of Aegilops tauschii subsp. strangulata, 1938 nucleotides long. RefSeq lists its product as uncharacterized. Gene Ontology annotation, molecular function: zinc ion binding. NCBI's taxonomy places the organism in Eukaryota, Viridiplantae, Streptophyta, Magnoliopsida, Poales, Poaceae. The record is from RefSeq and is a predicted model, not a curated record.